Bactrocera latifrons is the source of this 3504-nucleotide messenger RNA. RefSeq names its product CBL-interacting serine/threonine-protein kinase 20. Gene Ontology annotation, biological process: peptidyl-threonine phosphorylation; peptidyl-serine phosphorylation. Lineage: Eukaryota; Metazoa; Arthropoda; Insecta; Diptera; Tephritidae. The coding region runs from base 1375 to 3336 and encodes 653 amino acids. The record is from RefSeq and is a predicted model, not a curated record. Gene Ontology annotation, molecular function: ATP binding; protein serine/threonine kinase activity. The transcript has 7 exons.
UGAUGCAACAAAACGAAUAAAUACCCACCCACGCACCAUCUGCUAUAUAUUCAUAUAUUUGGUAUAUAAAUAUAUGUACAUACGCGUGCACAUAUUUAUUCUCAUGUCAGUACAUAUACAUACAUCAAGCACGAAUUAUAAUUUACUUUACUAAUAAAAGCGCUGCAGCACAGACCCUAGCGCCUGCCAUCGAUCGAUGCAGCGCCGAAUCRUUUAUAGGCUAAAAAUAAAAGCUAGCCGGCUGGCUGCAGCAUGUCAUCGACUGCUUGCCGACAGCAGMGUCUGCCGCUAGCUGCAACAUUGCUUUCUUUACAAUAGCCAAAUGGUGUGUUGACGAUGAUCUUGCUGAUUUYGCUAUAUAUACCGUUGGUUGAAUGUGUUGAACGCGUUCACACUCCAUAUCACGGCUAUAAAAUUUACUUUAAACAGUCGUCCGUUAUGCACCAACGUUGCAAUCGCUUAACGCAGCAAAUAAUCAGAAUUUCAGUUGUAUUGACUUGGUGCGGACGUUGCUGAAAACCCUUAUUUACAAGCAGAAUCAAGAUCGCAAGCUUUAUUUGUGUUUACAUACGAGCACAUUACAGUAAAAUAUAUUUUUUUUCGUGAAUCUGUAGUAAAUGAAAUAUUUGUAUUUAAAUACACGAAAGUAUUUUCGCUAUGCCACUGAGUGUUUCAUUCUAGGUGCAUAACGGUGUCAGGGACUCGCGUGKUAAGCAUACACACAGCCGAAAUGCCUUGAUGAGCAGUCACUGUCCGAACACUCGUCUCUGAAUUCGUAACGCAAACGCACGGUGACGAAAUGUUUCAAAAUCAACCGACUACAACAACAAUAUUUCGACGUUCGCAGUCAUUAUUUUCACCGCUUCAGUGAUAGAAUAGUUGACUUACGCUGCAUAUGUAUAUAUAGUACUGUAUAUUUAUGUUUAUUCAGAAAAUUCAUGGAUUUAUUUGUUCAAGUUUUUUCUGUGCAAAAAGUGCGAGAAAUAGCGUAAACAUUUGGCGCGUGUUUUAUAUCAAAACAAAACAACACGAGUUGGUAAUUUGGUGAAAAACGAAUUACUAUUCGUACUUGUAAAACCAAACAUACAUAAUAUCGACAGCACCAAUACAAACAAACUAACGGUAUGCAUAUUAGUUAGCGCCUAAAACAUUUAGUGCCAAUUAAUCGAUUAUCGUAAGGUAUUCCAAAUGUGACUGAGAAGCGCCAAAUUCAGUGAACUAGUGUAGAAUUCGUAAUAUUUAAAAAAUAACGGUGGUUCAAUGGCUCUUAUGUGUAUAUGUGUUUAUGAAUAAGCCAAAAAAUAAGUUAACGCUCAUGAUACACACCGAUUGGCACAAUUAUCUGGCACACAUUCGAUAGUAUAUAACGUAAUAAUGUCGAAGAGACCUCGAGGGAACAUACACAAGAUUCGAGAAUUCGAAUUGGAAAAGAUCCAUUUAGUCGAUGAAUUUGAUAUUUUACAAAUUGUGGGUGAAGGAUGGUUUGGAAAGAUAUUACUGGUCGAACAUCGUGGCUCUCAAACCGAAAUGGUAUUGAAAGCCGUGCCAAAACCCUAUGUCUCAAUACGUGACUUCUUUCGGGAAUUCCAUUAUGGACUGCAUCUGGGUAUACACAGAAAUAUAGUGACCACAUAUGACGUAGCCUUCGAGACGGCCGGUUUCUAUAUAUUCACACAAGAGUAUGCGCCACUAGGUGAUCUCACAUCAAAUAUGGCCGACACGGGUGUCGGUGAAGAGUACACAAAACGAGUGGCUAAACAAAUUGGCGCUGCGCUGGACUAUAUGCACUCAAAAGACAUUGUACAUCGGGAUGUGAAGCUGGAUAACGUGCUCAUAUAUCGUUCGGAUUUCACGCGCGUUAAGAUUUGUGAUUUCGGCGAAUCAUAUCAGGCGGGCACGAUUGUGGAGCGACGCAACGAAUGGUUACCUUACAGCCCACCGGAAGUAUUAGAAAUUAAACCGGAAGGCACCUACACAGCCGAACCCAGUCACGAUGUUUGGCAAUUCGGUAUUGUCAUCUUUGUCUGUCUAACUGGUUGUUUACCUUGGCAGAAGGCCGCCUCAGAUGAUCCGCGUUAUGUACGUUACUUGGCCUGGUUUGGCGCCAAUAUUCUGCCCAUGCGUCGUACACCGAAACUCUUUAAGUUGAUCACUUCACGCGCUCAGCGCAUGUUCAAGCGAUUCUUAGAUCCACGCGCCGAACGACGACCGAAGAAUUUAACAGAUUUAUCAAAGUUCCUUGAUGAUCGUUGGUUGACUAAAACAGCCGAAAAAGAAAUGGCCGAAUAUGAAACCGAUGAAUUAUGUCCAUCCAUGUAUUCCUUCCACAGCAGCCCCGAUGAAAAGCAUCGAUUGCUGCACACGCUGGCCAACUGUGGCUUAGAAACGAAUGUCGAUAGGCAAUCGAAGAAGAAUCGUAUCAAAGAUUGGAUCGAAGCUUCGGUCAUAACGGAAGAGGACGAAGAGGAACUGGAAGAUAACUCACCCUCCUCAUCAGUUUCUCGUGAACCGGUCGCUGGGCACAUAUCUUCCAUACGCCAUACUUUAGAGCAGACCAAAGCCAUCAACACCACACUUAAAGAUGCUGCACAAAAACAUUUCGAUCCGCGCACAGGUGCGCUCCAAGAAGGUCCCAGCGAAAUGGGCGGUAUCACGCAGACACAGCAAAAAUCGUACAACGCUUCCAACGGCAACAUAUCCACCAUGAAUCAUGGUGAUAGUCUUUGCGGAAGUCUAUUGACGUUGAGCUCGCGUCCAGAUCUACUAGAAAGUCACUUAGAAAUAUAUAAUUCUGAAUUAAAUUUAAAUCGUUUAGGAAACGGUGACACAGCAAAGGGGAAUUCCUCUGUGACCUUAACGGGACUUGCUAAUGCCUUUCAUUCACUCGCCUCCAUCACGUUGCCGAAGUCAGGCACUCCAGAUCGGCAACAGCAGCAGCAACAACAGCAGGCACAACAACAGCAAGAACAACAUCGACAACAACAACAACAACAACUGCAGCAACAACUUAGACAACAACAAUUCGCCACAUAUUAUAUGAAACAACAAGAAAAUGAUUCCUCAAUCAGGGAUAGCGCUUACGGUUCAGCCGAGGUCAGUGAGGGGCCGUCAAGAACAGUUAGCACUGCUUCAAUGAAACCACAAUACAAUGGAAAUUCCAACCAAUACAAUGGACAGCAAGCACAAUUUUCCAAUCAUGCACGUGCUAUGAGUCCCGAUGCACGCCAACGUCCGCCAGAAAGCCAGCAGAUAUAUAGAGGUGCGCGCACGGGCAGCUUGAAAGAUUCGGCGUACGACAGGAUAACAGUUACUAAUAACAACAGAAAUCGUAGAUAAAGUGUUUAAAGCUUGUAGAGAUAUCCAUUUAAAGGAAAGUGAUACCAUUGAUACAUACAUACAUAAAUAUGUCUAGUUUUAUAGUCCGCUCUUCGUCUUUACCAUUGUUAAAUUUCCCAUUUUUUAAACCUAAAUAUAAAGCCAUAAUAAAUACGUACAUACAUAUUA